Molecule: messenger RNA, 867 nt
Organism: Ogataea philodendri
Lineage: Eukaryota; Fungi; Ascomycota; Pichiomycetes; Pichiales; Pichiaceae
Exons: 1
Coding region: 1-867 (288 amino acids)
Source: RefSeq, a predicted model, not a curated record
AUGGAGAAAUUAUUACAGUGGUCGAUUGCCAACCAGUCCGAUGACAAGGAGGUGCAAGCUAGAGCACCAAAGCCGGAUCCAGAGCUCCUCUCUCAGUUGUUCGGACAAGCCGCCGACGAACCGACGCUGAUGAAGCAGAACAUGGCCGUGAUUGUGAGUCCUGAAAUUGAUUUGGAGAACAAGCUUGUUGCGUUCGACAAUUUCGAGAUGUUGAUCGAGAACCUCGACAACGCCAAUAACAUUGAGAACCUCGAGCUCUGGGAACCGCUUCUAAGCCAGCUGAGCAGUCCAGAAAAUCAGCUGCAAGCGCUGGCUUGCUCUUGUAUCGGAACGGCUGCACAGAACAACCCUAAGUCGCAGAAAGAUUUCCUUAAGUAUGCGGAAACAGAGAAUGGAACAGCCAAGCUCGUCGAGUUGGCUUUGACCUCGACGCCAGAAACAAAAUUGAAGGCCAUCUAUGCCUUGGCAAAUAUUGUGAGACACAACGAAAAAGGAGUGGAAUCUUUUGAGAAACACAACGGAUGGGAAGUCAUUGCACCUAUUCUGAAUAACACCUCUUCGCCAGAAAAGUUGAAACUCAGAGCGCUAUCCUUGCUGAACGCUUCGCUCUCCACAUCGAUCGACAAGUCUAAGCUGAAGAAGUUGCAGCAGGACGGUGUUGUAUCGUCUUUGCUCAAGCUCAUCAAGGUGGACGGUCACAUUGGAUGCAUAGAUUCGGCCACCAACAUCGUGACCACGUUGAUUUCACACAAGUAUACUUUCGAUGCGGAAGAAAAGAAGCUGUUGUCGCAGGCAGUGGAACAGUUGGAAGCAAUGAAGGAUCAGAUUUCUCACGAGGAUCUCCAGAGAUUAAAGUCAGUAUUGUGA